Molecule: messenger RNA, 2343 nt
Organism: Prunus armeniaca (apricot)
Lineage: Eukaryota; Viridiplantae; Streptophyta; Magnoliopsida; Rosales; Rosaceae
Source: the annotation of a GenBank genome assembly
AUGACUCGAAGUUCACCCCCUGUUCGUGCGCACAUAUUGGACUUUGACGACGAUUUCGAACGAACUUUGAGAAGGAAGAGGAAGCAGCCAGAACUCAAUCCCUCUAGUUCUUGUUCCGAACCUGAAUCUGAAGCUGAAACGGAGUUGGAAGAGGAACAAGACAUGGCUGUAGACAAUCGAACAAUCAAGGAACUUUCAGCCUCUGAAUUGGACAAUGCAGUCCCUCUUUGCAUUCAAUACCCUAGGGCAGUUGCAGGCAAGACCGAUGAGUUUGAAUUGAAGUCAAGUUUGCUACAUCACAUUCCCAAAUACCAUGGGCUGUCCAUGGAAGAUCCAAACAAGCAUUUGAAGGAAUUUGAAGUAGCUAAAGAUUGGCUCUAUGAACUAGCACCUGGAACCGUUACUUCUUGGGAAAGUAUGAAGAAAGCAUUCUUAGAGAAAUUCUUCCCAACUUCAAGAGUCAUUCUUUUGAGGAAGAAAAUUAGUGGAAUUCAACAGGGCCCGGGAGAAUCCUUUCCAGUGUAUUAUGAGCUUUUUAAGACGUUAGUUGCAUCCUACCCACAACAUCAAAUGAAGGAAGAGCUUUUAAUUCAAUAUUUCUAUGAAGGACUACUUCCACUGGGGAGACAAAUGCUUGAUGCUUCAGCGGGAGGUGCUUUGGUUGACAAAACCCAGUUGCUGCAAAGAUCUAAUAGCAAAUCGAGCUUCGAAUGCACAUCAAUACAAAGGAGUUGGAGGGACAGAUCAUACAUGGCCAGUCAAGUUAAUGAGGUAAGUGCUAUUUCGGAACUUCAAUCUCAAAUGGCUAAUCUCUCUACUCUUAUUUCACAGGUUGUUGAAGGAUCCAAAGUGCAAAGUAUAGCCACUUGUAGCGUGUGCUCUAUGCAUGGACACCACAGUGAUCAAUGUUCUCAAUUAAUCGAUAAUGGGGGAUGGGAAAGUGCCAAUGCCGUAGGUUAUCAAGGCCAAAAUCAACCUAGGUAUGACCCGUUUUCAAACACCUACAAUCCGGGCUGGAGAGAUCAUCCAAACUUGAAGUGGAGGGAGCCUCAACAAACUCAACAACAAGGUGGAUAUAGACAGCCACCUCCAGGGCUCUAUCAAAGGCCGUUCGCACCACCACAACCUCAACCACAAACUGCCCAAUCAAAUUCAGGUUCGCCAUUGGAUAAUGAUCAAAUGCUUAAAGUACUAACUUCUUUGACUCAGGGUUUACAAAAUCAAGCCAAAGAGAUGAGCAAAGUGAAGAAGCAAAUUGGGCAGAUGGCGGAGUUCAUGGGACAAGAUUGGAACCAAUCCCAAAAUUUCCAAACAAAGCUCAAAAGAGAACGAAAAGCUGCUGCUCAAAGAGAAGGAGGUGGACAAAGCCACGACAAGGGAGGAACAACCCUUGCCACAGUCCCCCAAAGCUCCUACACAACCAAACUUAGGUUUAUGCAAUCUAAGAAAGAAGAGAAUGAAAAAGACAUCUUAGAGACUUUCAGGAAGGUACAAGUCAAUAUCCCACUUCUUGACGCAAUAAAGCAAGUUCCAAAGUAUACUAAAUUCUUGAAAGAGCUUUGUACAACAAGGAGGAGGAUUUCAAACAAAGAAAUGGUAAGGGUAAGUGAGAAUGUUUCCGCAGUUUUGCAACGAAAACUGCCACCUAAAUGCAAAGAUCCAGGUAGUUUCACAAUCCCUUGUGUUAUUGGGAACACCAAGUUUGAACAUGCCAGGUUAGAUUUAGGUGCUUCCAUUAAUGUCAUGCCAUACUCUAUUUAUGCAUCUAUGAACUUAGGAGAGCUUAAAAAUGAUGGCGUUAUAAUUCAAUUAGCCGAUCGUUCUAAUGCAUAUCCGAAAGGAGUUUUGAAAGAUGUUUUGGUGCAGGAAUAUCUCGAAUAUCUAGAUAGGGAUGCCCUUGAAACCACCAUUGUUCAAGGAAUUGAACUCAUCAAAAAUGGGGCCGAACCUAAUCAUGAAGAAAUUGGCGAGAUGGUGGCUGCCCUUGAGUCAUUGCCACAAUAUGUUGGUAAGCCUCCAAUCCCAAUUCCAAUUCCCGUUUCUACUAACAAGUUGUUACCUUCGGUGAUUCAGGCACCCACUCUCGAGCUUAAACCAUUACCGAAUCAUUUGAAGUAUGUCUUCUUGGGAGAUAAAGAGACUUUGCCCGUCAUAGUCUCUUCAUCACUCACGGCAGUGGAGGAGGAAAAACUAGUUCGGGUGUUGCAAGAGUACAAAACAGCUAUGGGAUGGACUUUAGCCGACAUCAAAGGACUUAGUCCUACAACAUGCAUACAUCGCAUACUUCUAGAGGAGGGGCUAAACCAACUUGAGAGGCUCAACGCCGACUCAACCCUCCAAUGA